AAUAAAAGUGCUUGGAAAAAAUUCUUCAAGGUCAGAUUUCUUUCAAAAUCUAAGAAGUGAUCCCAGGUUUUUCUUUAAAACAAAAGAGGAUCUUCUAAAUGCUUACAAAGAUACUGUUGAUAACAUCAUUAGGCCGAAGCUUCCACUAGUUUUCAAGAACAUUCCUAAGGCCAAGUUAAUUGUUGUUCCAAUUCCUCUUGAACAUGUUGGUGGUACUAAGGCUUAUUAUCAAGGUUCACCUGAAGACAGUAGUAAACCGGGGAAGUUUUUCAUAAACGCUGUAGCACUGAACAUAACGCCGAAAUAUGAAAUGAUGACCCUCUCCCUCCAUGAAGGUGAACCUGGCCAUCAUCUCCAGAUUACCUACAAUAAGGAACAAAAAGAUAUACCUUCCUUCAGACGCUAUGUUGAGUACGGCAAAAUAUCAGACGUUCCUUCGCAUUUUCCAUUCUACACAGCUUUUAUUGAGGGUUGGGCUUUAUACAGUGAACAUUUGGGCAACGAACUUGGAUUGUUUGAAGAUCCAUAUUUUCGACUGGGACAUCUUUCAGAGGAAAUAUUCCGAGCUUGCAGACUUGUCGUCGACACUGGAAUCCAUGCUUUAGGAUGGAGUCGGGAUAAAGCCAUUAAUUAUAUGUUAGAAAACUCAGCUUCAACUAGACAAAACAUUGAGAACGAAAUUGAUCGCUACGUCACGUGGCCUGGCCAGGCUUGUGCAUACAAGAUAGGAGAAAUGAAAAUAAAAGAACUGAGAAAAAAGGCAGAAAAGGACCUUGGAAAGAACUUUGAUAUCAAAGAGUUUCACGAAGUCAUCCUAAAAAACCAGGGUCCACUAAAGAUUCUGGAAAAACAAGUGGAAAAGUACAUCCAGAAAAGCCAACACGAAAUGGGGCAUAGUUCCACUGGAUAUCCUUAUCGAUCAUGUCUGCCAUAUUUCAGCGUCGUGUUUUUUGUGUGGGCGUUUACGUAUAUUUCCUUCUAACGAUCUGUCACGUGACAGCUAUUUUGUUCUUUUGUUAUUAAUCAGAAAACUGGUUCAUGCUUUUUUUAAAGAGGAAUGAAACUUUUAUGUUAACACUGAAACGUAAAUGUUUGAAAUAUCUUACUAAAAUGGACGUAGUGUGUAUGUAUCUAUGUAUAUAACCAAAACGUCUGCGCCAUCCAUCGAUUGGCAUCACAAACAAAAAUCCAUAAAAAAUUCACAUUUUGGGUAUUCAAGGUUAAGUCAAUUUCAAAAAUAACUAUGGUAUAUGCACCAACCGUUUCUUCAUAAUAUAACACAAUUUUAAAUAAAAUACUCUUAUCAUAAUAAAAACACGACUUUCACCAGGACUGUACGUGAGAAUUUGAUUAUAUCUUUAAUGAUGUAAUUUUUAAACGUAGUACUAA
Molecule: messenger RNA, 1389 nt
Organism: Limulus polyphemus (Atlantic horseshoe crab)
Lineage: Eukaryota; Metazoa; Arthropoda; Merostomata; Xiphosura; Limulidae
Exons: 10
Coding region: 311-982 (223 amino acids)
Source: RefSeq, a predicted model, not a curated record